UUGACUUUUUUUUUUUGUAUUUUCAAAUUUCGAAAUUCAAACCAGUCCCACGCCAAACGUUCCCUUAAUAUUCCACGCUCCACUAACCCUCUUUCACUCUCCAACUUCCAUUUCCCUUGUAAUUUUUUUCCUUCAGUUUCAGAGAGAAAUUUAAUCGGAAAAUCACUUCAUUUUCGUCCAGCAAGAAGAAUUGCCAUGGGAGCUUCUGGAAAUUGGAUCAAAUCGCUGAUCAAUCUCAAGAAAUCCCAGUCCAAAUACGCCACUGCGAAGGAGGGAGGGACUUGCAGAGUGUGGAAGCUAUGGAGGAGCGGGUCCGGCGGCGGCGGCCGGGCGGGGAAAUCGGAGAAGUACGUGGAGGAUUCUGAGGGAUCCAUAUCUUCCUUCGUCUCCGACAGCGCUUUGGCGGCAGCCAUGGCGACGGUAGUUAGGGCUCCGCACAAGGAAUUCGUCUUGAUGAAGCAGGAAUGGGCCGCGAUCCGGAUCCAGACGGCAUUUCGCGGAUUUCUGGCGAGACAGGCCUUGAGGGCGCUGCGAGGAGUGGUGAGGAUUCAGGCGAUAUUUCGGGGGAGGCAGGUGAGAAAGCAAGCGGCGGUGACGCUGAGGUGUAUGCAGGCGCUUGUUCGGGCUCAGGCUCGGGUUAAAGCUCAAUCCUCUUCCCAAACCAACGUCGAUCCGAUCAAACAACCAUCCGAUGAGAAGGGGUGGAUCGACAGCCCGGGGACAGUAGAGGAAGCGAGAAAGAGGUUGCAGAAGAAGCAAGAAGGUGCAAUGAAGAGGGAGAGAGCUAUUUCUUAUGCCAAUGCAAAGCUGCAAACAAGAACCAAUUUAAGCCCUUCAAACCCAAGAGGCACAAGAAAGGUGGAGAAGAGUGAGGAAGGGGACAACAGCUGGCUGGACCGUUGGGUGGCAACUAAGCCAUGGGAGUGCAGCACAAAUCUUGAACACCACAACAACAACAGUAAUUUCUCAGGUGUGAAGAUAAAGAGGAACAACAUUUCCACCAGAAUUACAGCGCCACCCGCGACGACAACAACAACAACAACAACAAGCCAGUGUUCUUCUUCAUGGUACCUGGGUAACAACAACAGUGACAGCCCGACAAGCAGUCCUUCGCCAAUGUCGCCUUCCAGCAACGACAACAACAGCAGCAGCAUACCGAACUACAUGAUUCCCACGGAGUCGAUUAAGGCGAAGUUCAAAAAACAGCAGAGAAGGUCAUGUAACAAUGGUGGUGGUGGCAGUGGCGGUGAUGAUAGAAGCAGCAGCAGCAUCCAGAGGAAUUCGUCUGAGGAUUUUCGGUCGUGCGGGAGGAAAUGGAGCCCACUUCGCCCUCGUUCGGUGACGAGGGCAACUGCUGCUGCAGAUAAUGUCAAGAAUUUGUGCAAGGAUCUAUAUCCACCUAUGCAGCAGCAGCAGCAGCAGGCAGUGAGAUGAUCGUGAUGAAGAAUCUUCAAAAAAAACUUACUGGUUAU
Messenger RNA from Cuscuta campestris, 1472 nucleotides. NCBI's taxonomy places the organism in Eukaryota, Viridiplantae, Streptophyta, Magnoliopsida, Solanales, Convolvulaceae. The record is from the annotation of a GenBank genome assembly.